CACUUUCACCCGGUGUAGUUGUGGGGAUCUAUAAAUACCUGCGAGCAUCUUCAUCAACCAUCAACUUCGCCGAAGACAUCCUUCCGACGUUUACUAUUUAGUGUGUGCAAGUGCGAGCAAGCAUGAGUUCUUUUAAAUUAGUGAGCUGCACACUUGCACUGUGUUGUUUGCUGAAUGGAUCUCUUGGGGGACAGCUCACUAAGCGUGACGCACCCAUAGCUGGAGGAUAUCCUUCCGGCCGUCCUUCCGGAAGUUACUUGCCUCCAGGCGGUGGGUCACAACCUUCUGGUAACUACGGUGCUCCUCAACCAUCCAACUCUUACGGAGCUCCCUCUGGAGGCUUCGGUGGUUCAGGAGGUUCCUUCCAAUCCCACGGCGGCUCCGGUGGUUCAGGAGGUUCCUUCCAAUCGCACGGCGGCUCCUCUUUCGGUCGUGGUAGUGGUGGUGGUGGUGCUCCCUCUCAGAGCUAUGGAGCCCCAUCCGGCGGCGGCGCUCCCUCCCAGAGCUACGGAGCCCCAUCCUUCGGUAAAUCUUCCGGUGGAUUUGGAGGGUCUUCCGGUUCAUUCGGCGGAUCUUCGUCUGGAUCCUACAACGGAGGUUCUUCUGGAUCUUUCGGCAAAUCAUCUGCUCCUUCCCAAAACUAUGGCGCUCCUUCACAAUCCUACGGUGCUCCAUCUGGUGGCAGAUCGCAACCUCAAAGCAACUACUUGCCCCCUUCCACUAGCUACGGAACCCCUGUGACUUCUUCUUUCAAGAGCUCGGGAUCAUCCUUCGGUUCAUCUUCCGGACAAUACAGUGCUCCUUCUAGCUCGUACGGAGCACCUUCUCAAGGUCGUAACUCCUUCGGCUCUGCUCCCUCCCAAAGCUACGGUGCUCCUUCUCAAGGACACGGUUCCGCUCCUUCCCAAAGCUACGGUGCUCCUUCUCAAGGUCACGGUUCCGCUCCUUCCCAAAGCUACGGUGCUCCUUCUCAAGGUCACGGUUCCGCUCCUUCCCAGAGCUACGGUGCUCCUUCUCAAGGUCACGGUUCCGCUCCUUCCCAGAGCUACGGUGCUCCCUCUCAGGGUCGUACUCCUUCCCAGUCCUACGGUGCCCCCUCCCAAGGUCACGGAUCUGCUCCUUCCCAGAGUUACGGCGCUCCCUCUGGUGGCCGUCCCUCUCAGAGCUACGGAGCUCCAUCUGGUGGAUUCUCUGGUUCCUCUUCGUAUUCGAGACAGCAGCCCUCUCAGAGCUACGGCGCUCCCUCCGGCGGAAACGGUCACGCUAGCAGACCUUCUCAAAGUUAUGGAGCCCCAUCUGGUGGAAACGGGUUCAAGAGUCAGCCUUCGCAAUCGUACGGUGCCCCGUCUCAGAGUUAUGGAGCUCCGUCUGGCCGCAACAAUGGAGGACAUGGAGGUUUUGGAGGGUCUGGCGGAUUCGGGGGAUCUAGCGGCGGACAUGGUAGCUUCGGCGGCGGCAGAAGCCAGCCUUCUCAGAGCUAUGGUGCUCCUUCUGCUCCAUCUCAGAGCUACGGGGCUCCUUCUGCUCCUUCUCAGAGCUACGGGGCUCCAUCUUCCGGAGGACAAUCGUACGCUAGCAACGGCGGAUACACCUACUAAGCAAUCGGACCACUUGUACAUAAAUAGAGUAAUUAAUUUAUUAAGGAAUGUGCAGUAUUAGUGCUAACCAGAAUUUUGUAUAAAUAAAAUGCUUUUUUUAUUA
Zophobas morio is the source of this 1701-nucleotide messenger RNA. Its product is annotated as pro-resilin-like. Gene Ontology annotation, molecular function: transcription coactivator activity. Gene Ontology annotation, cellular component: RNA polymerase II transcription regulator complex. The transcript has 3 exons. Gene Ontology annotation, biological process: positive regulation of transcription by RNA polymerase II. The record is from RefSeq and is a predicted model, not a curated record. Bases 123 to 1598 code for a protein of 491 amino acids. NCBI's taxonomy places the organism in Eukaryota, Metazoa, Arthropoda, Insecta, Coleoptera, Tenebrionidae.